CUCAUACGCCGGCAAACAAUCAACCUGCGCUUCUCGGCAUGGCAACGGUCAAUCUGAACCCAAACGGGUGUCCGGUGGGUGGCACGAAUGUGGUCGGCUCGAGCAACUCCAUCCACUCGAUACAGGGGAAAGAUCAGUGGGUAAAGCUAAACGUUGGCGGCACCUGCUUUCUCACCACCAAAACGACCCUCUCCCGCGAUCCAAACUCCUUCCUAUCGCGGCUCAUCCAAGAGGACAGCGACCUCAUUUCCGAUCGGGAUGAAACGGGCGCAUAUCUGAUUGACCGCGAUCCACGGUACUUUGCACCGGUGCUGAACUACCUGCGCCACGGUAAGCUCGUGUUGGACGACGGCCUGUCUGAGGAGGGCGUCCUAGAGGAGGCCGAAUUCUACAACGUGACGCAUCUGAUCGGUCUGCUGAAGGAUAACAUUGCACGGCGCGAGCAGCGACCGGCGGCGGAUAAGAAGCGUGUCUACCGGGUGCUACAGUGCCAGGAGAACGAGCUAACGCAGAUGGUAUCGACCAUGUCGGACGGGUGGCGGUUCGAGCAGCUAAUCAAUAUCGGCACCCAGUACAACUACGGCACGGAGGAGAAUGCCGAGUUUCUUUGCGUCGUGUCGAAGGAGUGCGCCAACACGCUGAUUGGACGCGAGGUAGAAUCGAACGAUCGGGCCAAGGUGCUGCAGCAGAAGGGUUCGCGUAUGUAAGGUGCCGUGUGUGGAAG
Anopheles maculipalpis is the source of this 724-nucleotide messenger RNA. RefSeq names its product BTB/POZ domain-containing protein KCTD5 (gene inc). The record is from RefSeq and is a predicted model, not a curated record. Gene Ontology annotation, molecular function: cullin family protein binding. NCBI's taxonomy places the organism in Eukaryota, Metazoa, Arthropoda, Insecta, Diptera, Culicidae. Gene Ontology annotation, biological process: proteasome-mediated ubiquitin-dependent protein catabolic process; protein homooligomerization. The coding region runs from base 39 to 707 and encodes 222 amino acids. Gene Ontology annotation, cellular component: cytoplasm; Cul3-RING ubiquitin ligase complex. The transcript is spliced from 3 exons.